This is a messenger RNA of Clunio marinus, 1882 nucleotides long. NCBI's taxonomy places the organism in Eukaryota, Metazoa, Arthropoda, Insecta, Diptera, Chironomidae. The record is from the annotation of a GenBank genome assembly.
AUGACACGACAAUGUGGGCCUGGAUGGUUUCAAGAACUUUCUCAACGUCAAAUCAAUGCAUCCAACACACUUUUAAGUGCUUUGAAUAGCGACACGAAAGAAGAGAUGUUAAAGUGUUGUCGAGAUAGUUUACAAAUCAUUGGCUUGAAUCCACUUCCAUCAAAGCUCCAACUUCUUAAAGGAAUUAAUUACAGUCGAGGCAACGAUUUGGCAUUCCUAAGAAAUCUUUAUGAUUCAGUCUAUAAUAUUUGCACUGACGGAAAGUCGAAAGUUUUUCCAUACAAUCAACGAUUGCUUUUAUCAUGCAUUUGUCAUUUGGAUAUGAUGACAACACUUCGAGAGUUAGAUCGAAUCUUACCAAAAUCAUGUAAUAAGAAAGUUAAAACUGAAAAAAUUAAAAAAUGUUGCAGACGUAGAUUUGACACACCAUAUGACGAACCCGUUCCUAAGCCGAAAUUACAACCACAACGCAUCAUUUUCAAACAACCUCGUCGAUUUGAAGCAAAAUUUGAAAUAUAUAAAAAGUAUAAAGAUCCAUCUUAUGUCAUUCCAAAUGAAGCAAAUCGCUGGUUUGCUAAUGAAAGUUGUUCAUCGAUUGAAUCAAAACAUAUUGCAAAAAGUGUUGUAUGUGAAGCUAUUGAGAAAGUCUUCAAAGAAAACGUUGACAAAGAAAGUCAAGCGAAAAAUUUGUGUGCGGAACAUAAGAAUAAAAUUUCGUCAUUUCAUCAAUUACUCACUAAAUUAUUAAGUCGAAGUGAUAGUGAAAGACUUGAAGACAUUCUAGACGAUUACGAAGAUGAUUUUGAACGUGGAAUAAUUUAUGGUGUGAGACUUGAGUUAUUGAAAGCGGAAAAUGAGUUACGAGAAGUUGAAGAUGAACGUGAGAGUCGAAUUAUGUUCGAAGCUAUGGUAAGAAAGAUUGUUGAGAAUGCUGCUGAUCUACAAUUCCUUCAUUUAUGUCAAAAUUGUGAAAAAUGUGCGAUUGAAACUUGCGAAGUAAGAGAGAUUAAUGGAAGUUGCCUAACAAAUGAAACUUCAAACGAAUCAAUUAAAAAUGAAAUCAAAUUUUUUCAUCGUCCAACAGUAGUGAAACCGUUUGAGUUUGAUUACGAGAAAAUAUUGACGACAAGUUUUCUAAACGACUGCGGUCCAAUCAAAAAUUCGAUUAAUUCAGCAUUGGAGGUGGACAAACAUUUGACAAUUGAUAAUGCAAUUAGUAAAUGUGUUCAAGAUUUGUGGGAGUCUGAAUUGAACUCAUGGAAUGAGAAAUGUCGAUUGGAAAACGAAGAGAAAAGUCAACGAGUUGUUGCUGACUGUGAUAAAAUUGGGAAAAAUAAAAAGAAAAUUUAUGAUUUGCUGCGGGAAGGUUUGGCAUUGAUGAAAAAAAAUCCCAAAUUUGUUCUUGCUUCAUUUCCUGAUGUUCAUCGUUUGCCGAUUUUACGAGAGUGGAUACUUCAACGAUUUGGAAUUCGUUAUGAUGAUAAGGAAAAUGAAAUGAGAUGGAUUAAGAAUAAAGAUCAAAGGGGAAAGUUGGAACUUUCUGGUCUCGUGCCUAAAGUUGAUGUUCCCAGUUACAAAUUUUUCGGUAUUAAACAUUCAUCAGUUCCACUCAGUCUUGCUAUCGAAAAGAAGAAAAAGCGUGACGAAUGGAUCGAAUACAACAACAGAAAACUUGCCCAAAAUUCAAUUGAAAGAAAUCGACUUUAUUGGACAACUUUGGAACCUUUCAUGUGCAACACUGAAGCAAUGCGAAGAAUAUUUUAUGCUUAUGCAGCUUCAAAUGAACAUGAGUUUCAGAAAAUUGUGAUGAACAAAGAAUUCAUUUGAACCAAGAAAAGAAAAGAAUUAAAUUUUUCGUCUCUUUAUUUGAGAAUUUGCAAAC